This is a messenger RNA of Musa acuminata AAA Group (dessert banana), 765 nucleotides long. Its product is annotated as NAC domain-containing protein 41-like. The coding region runs from base 1 to 765 and encodes 254 amino acids. Gene Ontology annotation, biological process: regulation of DNA-templated transcription. The transcript has a single exon. Gene Ontology annotation, molecular function: DNA binding. Lineage: Eukaryota; Viridiplantae; Streptophyta; Magnoliopsida; Zingiberales; Musaceae. The record is from RefSeq and is a predicted model, not a curated record.
AUGGAGCCCGUCGACCUCGUUCCGAGUGGUUACAGGUUCCUUCCCACGGCGGAGGAACUCGUGGUCGACUACCUCGCCAACUGCGUUGCCGGCACACCGCUCCCAAGCCGCGCUGUCGCCUUCGCCGAUGUCUACGGCACCGAGCCGUGGAAUCUUCUCUGCAGCGAUCGACAGGAGGGCUAUUUCUUUGCGGAGCGCAAGCCCAAGAACAGCGUCGGCUCGCGCGUCGAUCGAAAGGCCGGCACCGGUUCUUGGACUCUGAACAAAAAGAAAGAACCCGUCAAGUCCAUCGUCGACGGGCGCGAGAUGGUGGUGGGACGAAAGAGCUUCCUCUCCUUCAACGAUGGCCGGCGGAAAAACUCCGGGUGGACCAUGUACGAGUUUGAGAUGUGUUCCUCGGGCUUCGAGAGACGAGUUCUCUGUCACGUUAAGAAGAGCUCGCAUCAUGCCAUCUCCGGCGGCAAUUUCAUCAAAAAGGUUGAGUCGACGUUCACGGAGGCCGCGACAGAGACGGUCUCCGGCGGCAGCCUCGUUGGGCAGAAGAGAAAUAGAGAGGAAUCUUCUACUCUCUCAGCAAAAGCAUCGACUCUCUCAAAGAAGCCAGCACAUUCCAGCGGAGCAUUGCAGUCCGACGUCUCACCACCUCCAACCGCGGUGGUGCACCCGGAGAGUCUUCUUUCCUCGGUCGAUUCAGUUGCACCGAACGAAGCCGGAGUCCCAUCCGCCGCUCUAUCGUCAACGGACGUCGGUGGAGGUGAGCGAUAA